Messenger RNA from Cherax quadricarinatus, 1443 nucleotides. Lineage: Eukaryota; Metazoa; Arthropoda; Malacostraca; Decapoda; Parastacidae. The record is from RefSeq and is a predicted model, not a curated record.
GUCACGGAAGACGCAGAUGUUCCAAGUGCGGCCAUCAAGCGUACAAGUGAUGACUGGGGAGGACGUAGUGUUGAGAUGUGUCGUGGCUAACCAGCAAGGGAAGGCACAGUGGACCAAGGAUGGCUUCGCUCUAGGGUUUGAGCGAGGGGUCCCCGGGUACCCUCGCUACCAGUACCUGGGGGACCCCAGCAAGGGGGAACACCACCUGGUGAUCAAGGGAGUCACCCUUGAAGAGGACGGGGAAUACCAGUGCCAAGUGGGACCCACUGCCACCACUUUACCCAUCUGGGCAGCAGCUAAUGUCACCGUCAUGGUGUCUCCUACGAGCAUCAGCAUGGUGGGAGUGAGUGAUGGAGCAGUGAUGGAGGUCCAGGCUGGCGAGUCCUUCCAGCUCGAGUGUCUGGUUACUGACGCCAGACCCCCGCCCACCGUCGCCUGGUACAGAGAAGCCAUCAUACUCAGUAAAGAUCUACAUCAGGAGACGGUGGAGAGAUCCAUGCUGCCUGGAAGAUGGAGCGUGAGGAGCCGUCUUUUCGUGCACCCUAAAGCCGAGGAUGACGGCCAACAAUAUUCGUGUCGUGCUCUACACCCAGCCUUGGCUCGUUAUCCAACAACAUUAGUUGCUUCCGUAACACUUGCAGUCCUCCAUCCACCAGGAGCACCAGUAAUCAGUGGCUACGCAAGUGGUGAAGUGUUAGUGGAGGGAGAGCAGCGCACCUUAAUCUGCCAGGUUGAUGGUGGCAGACCCAGACCCUGGGUGACCUGGUAUAGACACGGCCGCCCACUCAAUCAUGCCCCAGCCAUCCACUUGCUAAGGGGCGGCGACCCCUUCACCGCCAGCUCCCCUACAGCCGACAGCGGGGAGGAGACGGAGUGGAGGGUGGUGAGGGUGAAGCAGGGUGUGUCAGCAGCCAGAGAGGAAGAUGGAGCUGUCUACGAGUGUCGAGUCUCCAGUAAAACUCUGACCCGACCUCUUACUACCAACGUCACCCUCACUGUCCACUACGCACCUUUGAGGGUUGUGGUGUAUGGUCCCUCUGUUGUGGCGGCUGAUCAACUCUUCACUCUCACCUGUCGUACCUCACCUGCCAAUCCUCCAGCCACACUCACCUGGCUCCUGCAAGGUAAGUAUGUGUGUGUGUGUGUGUGAGAGACAGAGACAGAGACAGAGAGAGACAGAGACAGAGACAGAGAGAGACAGAGACACUGCUGGAGAGAUCUGGAGUUUAUCUGGAGAGAGUUCCGGGGGUCAACGCCCCCGCGGCCCGGUCUGUGACCAGGCCUCCUUAGGUCAGUGUCCCAGGAUGCGACCCACACAAGUCGACUAACACCCAGGUACCCAUUUUACUGAUGGGGAACAUAGACAACAGGUGGAAAGAAACACGUCCAAUGUUUCUACUCUGGCUGGGAAUCGAACCCAGGCCCUCACCGUGUGAAGCGAGA